AUGUCUUACUAAAUGAAUAAAGCUCAAUCCAAUAAUAAAUUUUAUAUCAUUUCAAAGAAAAAAAAAAAUAAAUAUAAAAUUCAUACUAGUAUUCAAACAAAUUUUAGUGAACUAAUUGAUGUUAUUAUUCUCACAAGACCAUAAAUGUAACAACAAGGAAAUUCAUAAAAAUGGUUCAAUCUAUUGUUUUGA
Molecule: messenger RNA, 192 nt
Organism: Paramecium pentaurelia
Lineage: Eukaryota; Ciliophora; Oligohymenophorea; Peniculida; Parameciidae
Source: the annotation of a GenBank genome assembly